Messenger RNA from Prorocentrum cordatum, 295 nucleotides. NCBI's taxonomy places the organism in Eukaryota, Dinophyceae, Prorocentrales, Prorocentraceae. The record is from the annotation of a GenBank genome assembly.
GCUCCGGCGGACGAAGAGGGAGGUGAAGGCGGAGGCCUUGGAGCCUGGCGCCGUGGUCCUCUAUUGGGGCGACCGCCGGGGCAUCAUCCGCGACUCGUUCGCGCCGCUCGACGAGUUCUGGGUCGCGGAUGAGAGCUCGGGCCAGCUCGUGCGUGACGAGGACGAGAACAUCGUCUCCUUCGUGGCUGACGACCUCGUUCCAGUCGCGACCGCGCCCUACUCCAAGUAUCUGGUACAGGAUGCAGAUGGGACCGAUGGCGCCCCCGCGAAGGCAGGCCAGGAGCGGGUCUCCUGA